AUGCUUCGAAGGACAGCAGGAGAGGUUUUGAAGAAAAGCCCGAACGAUGUGGUCGUGCUCUCCGCAGUGCGGAGUCCCAUCGCACGGGCAUUCAAGGGCGGUUUCAAGGAUGCGUACCCUGAAGAGAUCUUGAUGCCUGUUAUGCAAGCCGCCGUCAGGCGAGCGAAAAUUGAGCCUGGCCAGGUCGAAGACGCACUUAUCGGCAAUGUCCUUGCGGAGCUGGGUUUCGCGAAGACCGGCCGCAUGGCUCUGAAUGCUGCGGGGUUCCCGAACUCCACGACUUUCCACACCGUUAACCGGCAGUGUUCGAGCAGUUUGCAAGCGAUCACGCAUAUCUCACAUGCAAUUUUGGCUGGGCAGAUCAACGUCGGGCUUGGCGGUGGUGUGGAGAGUAUGUCGCGGAAUUAUACAACGCGGGGAAUUCCUGUGGAUGUGUCGCCCGAGCUGAGGGAGUCGCCGAGGAAAGAUGCUCCGGAUUGUUUACUGCCCAUGCUGCAGACGUCCGAGAACGUUGCGUCGCGGUAUGGAAUUGGUCGACGGGAGCAGGACGAGUUCGCGGCGGAGAGUCAGCGGCGUGCGACUGAGGCGCAGCGAUCUGGCAGAUUUUUGAACGAGAUAGUCCCAAUUCAGGUGCGAUCGAUUAGUGCGGGUAUCGAUGAGGUGACGAUUGCGGUUGUUGAGCGGGAUGAGGGCGUCCGCACAAACGUGACUGCACAGAAAUUGGCGACGCUGAGUCCUGUGAUAGAGAAUGGAUUCAGCACUGCUGGGAACUCGUCUCAAAUUUCCGAUGGCGCGUCAAGCACCAUACUCGCUCGCCGGUCCUGGGCAGAUGCUCGAGGCUUGAAGCCCAUUGCGCGAUUUGCUGGUACCCAAGUUGCUGGUUGUGCACCUGACGAAAUGGGCAUCGGGCCAAUUUUCGCGAUUCAAAAUCUUUACAAGUAUCUUGGGAUCGAAAACAAAGAUAUUGAUAUCGUGGAGAUGAAUGAAGCAUUUGCAAGCCAGUCGAUCCACUGCAUCCGCGAGCUCGGUCUCGACAUGAGCAAGGUUAACCCGAACGGUGGUGCCAUUGCUCUUGGACACCCUGUUGGCGCGACGGGUGCCAGACAGGUUGCUACACUUCUCUCGGAGCUUCAACGGCAAGAUAAGGAGAUGGGAAUUGUGAGCAUGUGUGCCAGUACCGGCAUGGGAGUUGCAUCCCUCUUCAUUCGCGAAUAG
Penicillium verhagenii is the source of this 1215-nucleotide messenger RNA. Its product is annotated as thiolase family protein. Bases 1 to 1215 code for a protein of 404 amino acids. Gene Ontology annotation, cellular component: peroxisome. Gene Ontology annotation, molecular function: acetyl-CoA C-acyltransferase activity. Lineage: Eukaryota; Fungi; Ascomycota; Eurotiomycetes; Eurotiales; Aspergillaceae. The transcript has 4 exons. Gene Ontology annotation, biological process: phenylacetate catabolic process; fatty acid beta-oxidation. The record is from RefSeq and is a predicted model, not a curated record.